Ilyonectria robusta is the source of this 1181-nucleotide messenger RNA. Its product is annotated as glycolipid transfer protein domain-containing protein. The transcript has 4 exons. Gene Ontology annotation, molecular function: ceramide 1-phosphate transfer activity; ceramide 1-phosphate binding. Lineage: Eukaryota; Fungi; Ascomycota; Sordariomycetes; Hypocreales; Nectriaceae. The record is from RefSeq and is a predicted model, not a curated record. Gene Ontology annotation, biological process: ceramide transport; intermembrane lipid transfer. Bases 129 to 743 code for a protein of 204 amino acids. Gene Ontology annotation, cellular component: cytoplasm; cytosol; membrane.
GGGCUGCCCCCUCGAUUCGAGCUGUUACUCCAAGGGGACAGCUUGACCGCUACCGCUCCCUUCUUCUACUCAACUCAUCCACCAUCCUCUUUGCUCUGUACACUCGUCCUCACCAUCAAUCGAUCAUCAUGUCCGCUCCUGCUUACCCUGCCGGUGGCACUCUUGUGCAGACCUUCAAGCGCUCCUUCACUGACGUCCCCAUCGACGCCUCCAAUGCUGUCUCUACCACCGAGUUCCUCGAGGCUGCCGAGGCCCUGACCACCAUGUUCGAUGUUCUCGGCUCCGUUGCCUUUUCUCCCGUCAAGAAGGAUAUCCUCUCCAACGUUGCUAAGCUCCGUACCCAGCAGGAGGCUGCUCCCGCCGAGUCCACUACCGUCCAGGACCUGGUCCGAAACGAGCUCAAGGGCAAGAAGCACACUGCUACCGAGGGUGGUCUCUGGCUUAUGCGAGGUCUCGACUUCACCGCCAAGGCCCUCGCCCGCAACAUUGCUACUCCCUCUGAGGAGCUUGCGGAUUCCUUCCGUGCUGCAUACGGAGAGACCCUGAAGCCCCACCACAGCUUCCUCGUCAAGCCUAUCUUCGGCGCCGCCAUGUCCGCCUGCCCGUACCGUACUGAUUUCUACGCCAAGCUCGGCGAGACCCCUGAGCUCGUCACCCAGGAGCUCCAGGUCUACCUCGACGCUCUUACCAAGAUUGUCGCCAUCCUGUCUGCGUUCUUCGGCAGCAAGGAGGCCAAGUGGUAAAAAAUUGCGCUGCAUGUCCAUAGCGGAAGCAGACUCAUUUCAUGAUACGUAACGACCAGUCAUGUGUCCAGGGAAACAGCGUAGUUGCUGGAACACGCCCUCUUUUGAGGGACUCAGAGGGAGAUGAAAAAUAGGACGGCACCCCGUGGCAGUCUGGAACUGAGCACACUCUACCAUGUUAAUGACAAUUACUUACCUCCGUCGUUUGUGUCAACGCGGGGUUGAAACCGAGACAUGUCUCAUUUAUGUGCCCCUCAUGUGCUACCCUAUAGGACUUGCCGUUGACGCCACGAAUGGCUGGCUCUCCAAAACGAGCUAAUUUUUCUUGUCUUGAACAGUCCUGAAACGUAUUAGUUCUCUUAGGAAUUCGUGCAUAAGCUGAUAUUGUUGAGAUGCAAGUGUGGUUGAGGUCAGCGGUGUCCCAUCACUAAUGUUGCC